CUUACUGUCAUUGUUAGGCUGACGGGAUGAGCUCCCUGUUUGCAUAAGUUCGGCGUUGGUUGGUGUGUUCGGUUCGAUUUGUUCCUGGAUCCCUAUCGAAUGGAGUGAAUGAGAAAGGACACCGUCGGCCUUUUCCCUACUCUUCGCUCUAGGCAGACGCUCCUUUUUUGCUUACAUCCACCACGCAUCACUUCCAAGGAGUCAAGUUAAAAGAAACAAAGAAAAGCGAAGGGCGUUACUUCGCAUAUGCUGUCACUGACAGUGGCUAAAUCCAGAUGCGGAGAACCAUGAGCUUCUAACCGCUACAAAGCAUUCUUCUGUUCGGGAAUCUCAAACUGCUCGUUACUGCGAAGAUGGCUUCGGAUGCUUCUUCGAACAACUAUGCCUCGUCUCUGGGUCAUGGAUCAAGUCCGAAUGUGAUCGUGCUUCACAUUCUCUGUCCAUCGUUCCCCCCACCCAGCCGUUUUACCAUCAACAACGUUCCACUUUCUACCACAAUCGCAGCCCUGAAGACUCGCAUAUCCGAUUCGAUUCCAAGCAGACCUUCUCCUGAGAGCCAGAGACUGAUCUACCGUGGAAAACCACUCUCAGACAAUAAUGUGAUUUUGCAGGAUAUUCUUGAACCGGUUGAUACUGCUGUGCACACUCUACAUCUCGUCCUUCCUCCAGGUUCUACCCCUUCAGCAUCUAGUUCGGCCGCAUCCAGUACACUGUCGCAGGAACCCUCGCAUCUUCCCGCCCAGCAUAGGAAUUCUCGUCCCUUCACACGAUUUUCUCAGUCGACCCCCCCCCAAAACAUCCAAGGGAUGAGAUAUAGGGGCACUGGGAUAUCAUCAAGACUUGGUGAAGCAGAAAUUGGAAUUGCUUUACAGCGUAAUAUCGAGACUCUCCGUCGUCAGGUAGAAUUGCAGGCGCGGGGAAGGUGGCCGCUGCGACAAGGAGUCCAGGAAACUGCGACUGUAGGGCGCUCACAUCCAAUUUCCACGCAGCCACUUUUAUCAUUUUCUCAACCGCAUACGCUCCAACGGAUGCAGCAGAAUCCUUUCUAUCCCCCUCCUUCGGGGACAUCGCAGUCUCCAUGGACGAGUAGUCCUUCCAUUUUCACAACCCCCGCCGAUGUGUCAGGUUUGGGUUCUAAUUCCAGCCACAUUUCAACUAUGGACAGCCAGUUCGCGGAAAAUCCUCGACUACGCCUCGAGGCUCUACGCCAGCAAAUAGCGUUGAGUGAAUCCCAAUUGAACCAGGGCACCGCACCUCCGCUCAAUCAAAUCAUCCGAAUACGCACGGAGCUGUUGAAUCUUCUAGACAAUCAAUAUCGCGACCCGCUUUCUCAGCGUGAUGGAGUUAUCGAGUCCUUGCUGAGCCGUGUUUUAAACGUCUAUACCCGUGCUGACCAACUCCGUGUUAUUCAACCUCGCUGUCCUUCACAGGACCGCAGAGAAAGCGCAGGCUUGACCUUUGAUUCUUCCCGUGCACCAGCUUAUCUACUCUCUUCACCGAGUGGGUAUCAAGCUCUGCUCGCAUCUCCAAAUGCAACUCAAGCCAUCCAGACGUCGCUUGCUGCCAUUCAUUCAACUCAGACAUCCACACCAUCACCCACAUUAGAGCCUACUCCAACGGCAAAUACACGCCCUGAACCCGACCCAGUUGCUUUGGAGAACGCUGUUCGACAGGCUGUCCUUAACCAGAGACCAAGGAACAAUGGAAAUAAUGGACUCGCUCGACAUGUCAGACGUGCCUGGUUGUUCAUCCGACUGUACUUCUUUUGCUACAUGUUCAGCGAGCCAGGGACCUGGUCACACAUAUUUCUUGUGAGUUUGGCGGUUUUGACAUCUCUACUCUCAGAGACAUCGGUCCCAGGAUCUCUAUACAGAUUGCUGCUUGCUCCAAUACAGCGACAUCUUGAAGGACUCUUGCAGUUUGGUGUGGAUGAACCGUUACAGCAGCCAGCUCCCUCAACGGGCAAUGAGCCAUCCCAACGUCCGGGGGAACAAGCUCAAACUAUCCAAGAAACGCAUACUACCACUGUAGCGCAGAACGAAACUGGUGCUUCCGAGAUCCAAUUAUGGCGCGGUUUUAGGAGAAUCGAACGUUCUUUUGCCUUGUUUGUUGCUAGUUUGAUACCCGGGGUUGGAGAAAGACAUGUCGAGGCUCGCAAUGCCGCAGAAGCAGCCUGGAAUGCAGCCAGGGCGCGAGUGGAAGAGGAGCGUCGUCGUCAGGAUGAAGCACAAGACGGAGGAAAUGAGGAUCAAUUCGGAUCUGCGGAAAAUAGUGCGUACCAAGACUCGACCGAGCAGGAGGCUAGUACGACUAGGAGGAACCAUGAGGAUGGCGGAAACCAGGCCAAUGAGGUACAUUCAACUGCAAACCAAGAUGUUGGAAAUUGA
Messenger RNA from Monascus purpureus, 2387 nucleotides. Lineage: Eukaryota; Fungi; Ascomycota; Eurotiomycetes; Eurotiales; Aspergillaceae. The record is from the annotation of a GenBank genome assembly.